ACUCGGCCUAUCCUCGACAGGACGCCAUUCACCCAUCCGGCACUCUUGCGGAGGAAACACCACGGGCCCAUACUAAUCACCACUUCUCUGCCUUUGUGUCCUUCCCCCUUCCCCCUUCCCCCCAGGCACCAUCUCCAUCCCCAUUGUCCCCCCAGGCUGCACUGCGACUCCGCCUUCCUGUGACUCUUCCGAGACGUGCGCCCAAGUCACGCAUACACCCCUUGCGUGUGCCCCUUCCAGCUGCUCCGACUACAAAAACACCUGCUUGCGCCCCCAGCUGCGAGCCCUCUGCAACGAGUGCUCUUACGCUGUUCCUUUGACCACCACCGGCACAGAGCCGGGAGGACAAGAUUCUCUGUCACGUCGCCUUAGUCAAGGUUGAAAAAAGUUCAAAGCCCCCACUACCACUCCGCUUCGCUUGCCUGUUCCGAUCCAUCAAGGACACCCUAUCAGCCAUGCCUUCCUAUCUCCGCUCCAACCCUCGCGCCUACUCCUUCCCUCCAUGGGUCGAGACGUCCGACGACGACGACUCCAGCCAUCUGCCUGACAUCGACGAGGACCCCUUUGCCCACUUCAUCACCCCCAUCACCGACGCUGAGGAUCCCUACGAGCUGUCUCUGAGCGCCGGCAUCGAUGCCGACGAGGGGCCAUGCACCGCAAAGACUACCAAGUUCAGGUCCAACGUCGCUGGCAGGUGGGCUCGCUAUGUCAAGCAGAACCACGCCCCACUCCACAACGUCUAUCACGUGCCAACCAUCUACGAGGAGGACGAAGAGUCCUUCAUGGGGCUUGAUGACGAACGCUUAAACGAUACACCCCAUGUGGUGUCUCAGCUUAGCCCAUCAAGGAACAGCAUUGCUGAGCCAAGUCGAGGCCGUGCCCAGGACCUUGCUACUCGCAAGCAACAGAAUCGUCGCCGCUACUCACGUACACUAUCCGGCCAUCGCCAUUCUUGGCGAGAACCCAGCCCGGAUCUCUUCACUGUAGACGAGUCAGAAGAGGACGAGGGCCCUGUGCUCCGUCGCCCAAAAACCAGAAAAGCAAAAGAUGGUGCCGAACGCCGGAGGUCAUCGACAAGGUCAAAGUCAAGAGCAAGGGCAGACUCAGUGACAGACAUGUCGAGGUGAACAAGGGGAAGGCAUGGCAGGUACCUGCAUCAAGACUGAGUAACAAGAGGCAGUCUGCAUACAUGACAUUUACAGCAUCAGCAUUGGGGAGCAGCAGGGGGUUAUUUUGUUUUUGAUUAUCUAGCAUUGCACGGUGUUGGUAGCUUUUUGUUUCUCAGCGCACACGCGCACAGCAUAAGAAGGCGUUUUUGGUAUACCACGGGACUGUUUUGUCAGGGGAAGUUGCAUUGGGAGGCGUUUACUUGUCAGCAUUUACACCUAUUCUUUUCCAGAUUGCGCAACAGAAGCAGCAUCGGAUCUAAUGAGCAGAUAGAGAGAAGCAAAAAAUCAACAUGGUAUCUCAAGCAUACUCUGUAUUGCAGUCGAC
This is a messenger RNA of Bipolaris sorokiniana ND90Pr, 1494 nucleotides long. RefSeq lists its product as uncharacterized. The record is from RefSeq and is a predicted model, not a curated record. The transcript has a single exon. Bases 456 to 1127 code for a protein of 223 amino acids. NCBI's taxonomy places the organism in Eukaryota, Fungi, Ascomycota, Dothideomycetes, Pleosporales, Pleosporaceae.